GUUAAUAUAAUUUCAUAAAUUAAUCCCUAAAGGUAAAAAAAUCAAAUAGAGAAUUGAAGUCAAGACAUUAGAAGUUUUUGUUGGGUGUGUGUGUGUGUUUCUGGAGAAGUUUUGAAUUUUGUGAUAAAAUUGUGUGAAUGGGAGCUCCAAAGCAAAAGUGGACACCAGAAGAAGAAACAGCUCUUAAAGCUGGAGUACUUAAACAUGGAACUGGUAAAUGGCGUACCAUUCUAUCAGAUCCUGAGUAUAGCUCAAUUUUGAAGUCUCGUUCCAAUGUGGAUCUCAAGGACAAAUGGAGGAAUAUAAGUGUAACAGCUUUGUGGGGAUCUAGGAAGAAGGCUAAGCUUGCUCUUAAAAGAACUCCUUUGUCGGGUUCUAGGCAAGACGAUAACGCUACAGCUAUUACCAUUGUGUCUUUAGCUAAUGGUGAUGGAGGAGGACAACAGAUUUAUGCACCAUCUCCUCCUGCAGGUUCUUGUGAACCACCAAGACCUUCUACAAGUGUGGAUAAGAUUAUAUUGGAGGCCAUUACCAACUUGAAGAGACCGUUUGGUCCUGAUGGAAAGUCGAUCUUGAUGUAUAUAGAGGAGAAUUUCAAGAUGCAACCGGAUAUGAAACGGCUUGUGACGUCAAGACUAAAGUAUUUGACAAAUGUUGGAACAUUAGUUAAGAAAAAGCACAAAUACAGGAUUUCUCCGAAUUAUAUGGCUGAAGCAGCAAGACAAAGGUCUCCUCAACUCUUAUUGGAAGGAAACAAGGAAAAUACUCCGAAACCCGAGGAGAAUGGCGUCAAAAAUCUUAUGAUAAUGGGUAUGACAGAAAAAGAAGCUGCUGCAGCCGCGGCAAGAGCCGUGGCAGAAGCAGAAUGUGCAAUCGCAGAAGCUGAAGAAGCAGCAAGAGAGGCAGAUGAAGCAGAAGCCAAAGCUGAAGCUGCCCAUAUUUUUGCAAAAGCAGCGAUGAAAUCUUUGAAGUAUAGGAUGCAUAGCCAAACUCGGUAAGAAUUAAGAAAAAUCGUUGAUGUUGUAUCGGUUGAUAUUAUCGUUUUGAUAUAUCUUCAUCUAAAGCAAUAUUUUAUAAUCGCUGCAGUGUUUUUGUUCAGUAACAGUGUCUUCUAACUCAGAUAAUCAUGUAAAACCUGUUCCUUUUCUUGUUUCUGUUGAUCUGGUUUUGUUAGUAACUUUUUAGGUUUUCUUGCGACUGACUUUGAAACUGGUUUGAAGAGAUAUAAAUAAAGCCUUUGAUUGUAC
Molecule: messenger RNA, 1247 nt
Organism: Arabidopsis arenosa
Lineage: Eukaryota; Viridiplantae; Streptophyta; Magnoliopsida; Brassicales; Brassicaceae
Source: the annotation of a GenBank genome assembly